Messenger RNA from Heterotrigona itama, 1870 nucleotides. The record is from the annotation of a GenBank genome assembly. Lineage: Eukaryota; Metazoa; Arthropoda; Insecta; Hymenoptera; Apidae.
AUGUAUCCAAAAGCAGAGCCGCCCCUGACGUUGGGUCAAUGUCACGCUAUUCUCGUUGCUCGUUCCGUCCUCCCAACAUGUGGAUUUCAGAGUUGUUAACUUUCGUGGCAGCAGGGAUCGUGCUGAAUUUAACCAGAGAUCGUGUUGUUACCUUUUUAAUCAUUUUAACCUGUUAACGAGUUAACUUGUUAUAUAGUUUGCCAUUCUCUUGUAUUUGAUAACUAGUAACUACACUGUGGAUAUUUGUGCAAAUUCAUAUUCUUAUGAAGGUAAUUGAGAAAAAUGGGAUUUGAAAAACAAUUAACUUAUCUAUUAAAUAUACUAUCAGUUACUUGUUAAAUAUUAUUACUAGAUCGCGGAUAUUUAUGCAUUUUUAAAUUUUUAGAAACAUAAUUAAAGUAAUAGGAAUAAAUACUUUCUUUUAUAUGUUUUUGUAUAUUGUGUUCAUUUUUGCAUCUUCUCUUUCGUAAAUGCAUAGAAAUUCACAGUGUAAUUAUUGUGGCAUUUCUGCAUUUUCAAAUUUUAAAUAUUGGAUCAUUCUACUCAAGCUCUUCUCUUCUUCAGGUAAUUGUGUUUGAAACAAUGAAAAUUGUUACCAUGAAAGUUUUAUAAAAUUGGAAUAGAAAACAUAAUAUAAAAGACUAAAGAAAUAUAAACAAUUUCCUAUUUUCGCCUAAUAUACAGUAACCCUCUGAAAGAUUAAUUUUUAAUUUCGUAAUUCGUAGUAAUUCCCACUUGAGAGGUCAUCCUGCUAACAGGUGAAUUAAUGCACGAUUAAUAAACAAUUCGCACGUUCUUAUACCAUAAUAAUAUGACAGAUACAAAACAACAAAGGCGUGUUUAUGCAAUAUCGGCGUUAUUAUACGACUAUUACGAUUACCACGCCUCCGUAAUAUAACUUGCGAGCUGCUGAUAAUGCGAGACGCAUGAGUUAUGUAACGAAAGUCAAUUUCAGGCUAGAAGUCGAUUCUCGUUCUUUUAUGGUAUAUCACCACCUGUUUGUUCUCCAUAAAAGGGAAUAUCCAAGACCAGACAUAUAUUCACGAUGCGUCGCGCUGAUUCACGCGUCUUUUGUCGCGAUAAUUGUCGUGAUUUUUCUCUGAGCAGAGGUCAUCUCGGCGACCUUGCGUUGAACGUGUUGCAUCGAUGACUUGUUUCUUCUCUUUGCAGAUAAGAUGCUGCGAUCUGCCUCGCCACAGUAUCCCAGCAGAGGAUCCGACAUUCGAGUGAUUCGUCUGACGACGGAUCAAGAAGCUGUUCUCCAGGAACAGUUCAACAGAUGGCCGAGGGCACCUCACACGGCGGAUGUCGUCCUUUUAGCAGCCGAAACUGGACUUUCCGAAUCCGACGUCGAGGUCUUUAUCAUUCAUUUACCUUCCGAAAGAGAAAUACAAUAGAGCUUCCCAUAUAUCCUAAUGCUGAAACAUGAUUUGAACGUUCUGACAUAGGUACGAAUAUUACAAGAGUGUUAAUAAAGUUUAACUAUUUGUAAAUUGACAAAUAGUUUGUACACUUAUUUCUCAUAAUUUUAUAAUUUUUCAAGGUAGAUCAAGACGAUAAUAAUUUACCAGUAUUUUAACAAUGCGUAGGAAAAAGAAUGUGACUCUAGAAAAAUGGAGCCAAACAUUUGCAUCCUCCAAACAUUAAAGCAAAUUAAGAAUUUUUCUCGUCUCUAAUUGAAUAAGUAAAAUUUGAUUUAGAAGAAGCAAUUGUUCCAUUAUCUGAAGUUCUACUGUAUUUUGAUAAUACUGUCAGAUAAGAGAAAUCACAAUUUGACGUAUAUAUUUGCAUCUUCUAGGCUUGGUACGCUAUACGAUUAGCCCAGUGGAGGAAAGAACAGGGUCUGGGUGGAAAUCUUGGUCUACAUUAA